Messenger RNA from Mesocestoides corti, 510 nucleotides. Lineage: Eukaryota; Metazoa; Platyhelminthes; Cestoda; Cyclophyllidea; Mesocestoididae. The record is from the annotation of a GenBank genome assembly.
AUGCCACUAAAUAAGAAGAAGCUUUAUAUGAAACUUCAGUGCUUGGAAUCAUUUUCAAACCCAAAGCAGCAUUUGGAGCAGUAUCCAACAUCUUCUCAAGUUGCCGGUAGUGAUAUAUUGUUUGACAUGCAAACCCGCCAUGAUGCGCUUAACAAAAAAACAGUGGCAGAUCUCGGAUCUUCAGUUUCGUUGUUGGUUUUGAUAUCGACAGAGACGCCAUCUCCGCAGCUACCGUGGACUUAUGCUACUUGGUUUUCGAAUUCUGUUAUAGGCAUCGAUGUAGAAUUUCUAAAAGUUGCACUAGGCUUGAGUCGAAACCACGUGUAUUCUCUUCAUAAAACAACUACCAGAAAGCAUAUUAUGAAGACUAUUCAAGAGCUUGGUGCUAUGUGUGAGGUGGUCGCUGAACUACGUUUUGAUAUCCCAAGGAUGUACAAAAAACACAGACAAUUGUCCAAAGAUAUCGCUGUUGACUUCUUUCACUCCUGGUUUGAAAGAAGUAACACAUAA